AUGGCUACCACGAGAAUGGAAGGUCCACUCAGCAAGUGGACUAACGUCAUGAAGGGCUGGCAGUACCGCUGGUUUGUCCUGGACGAUGCUGCUGGACUCUUGUCAUAUUACACGUCCAAGGACAAAAUGGUAAAAGGUUCAAGACGAGGCUGUGUUCGGCUUUCAGGGGCUGUUAUUGGCAUUGAUGAUGAAGAUGACAGCACGUUUACGAUCACUGUUGAUCAUAAAACAUUUCAUUUCCAAGCCAGAGAUCAAGAUGAAAGGGAGCGGUGGAUCGAGGCUUUAGAGAAUGCUAUUCAGCAGAGUGGUCAGAAACACCCUGAUGAUCAUGGAGCUACCUUAGAAGAUUUUGAGAGGAAACUGCUGGAAACAAAUGCCUACCUACAGCUUCUGAUAGACCAGAAUGAGGCUCUGGCUAAGAAAAUUGAGGAGUGCCCAAAUGAAGCAGACAAAGAACGCUACAAUGUCAUUAAAGUUACAGCAGACGCCAUGAUUGAAGCCAUCAAACAUUCCAUAGUACAGUUACAGAUUUCCAAGGAGAACCUGAAACAACCAUUGCUGUUGAAUGGAUCUUUUCAUGACGCCACCCUCCUGACAGAUGAAGCCAACUUUAGCCACUACAGUUCUGCUCCUUGUCAGGUUAUGUCCUCAUUGUCAACGGAAAACGUCUGUCGGGCCAGUCAGCUAGACAAAGUUCACCUGUCCACCCAGACCAGCAUCUCGUUGCCCAAUCUCUCCUACUCUGAUGAUAGUUCUCCCACCCCUGCUGAUGAGACAGUCCCUGUGACAUCAUACUCCUCCAGUGAAGAUGAAGAGUUCUAUGAUGCCGAGGACCAGAAGUCACCAAAAUCCGAACCUGGCAAACAUGGAGGUGAAGACAACCCAGCUGAGAACCUACCAGCCGCUAUCAUUUCUGCUGAGGAAGACUAUUUUGAUGAACUGUAUGACACACGGGAUAAUGAAGACUUAGGUUCUAUGGAGCAGCAUGGGAGCGUCAUCGGCCACCUGUUGUCUCAAGUACGCAUCGGCAUGGAUCUCACCAAAGUUGUGCUGCCCACCUUUAUAUUAGAGAGGCGAUCACUGCUGGAGAUGUUUGCAGACUUCUUUGCUCAUCCAGACGCCUUCUGCAAAAUUGCAGAUAUGCCUACCCCCAAAGAGCGCAUGGUGCAGGUGUUGCGAUGGUAUCUGAGUGCCUUUCAUGCUGGCCGGCCCAGUGAAAUAGCCAAGAAACCCUACAACCCAAUCUUGGGGGAGACUUUUAAAUGUCACUGGCACAUCCCAGAGCCUUCUGAAGAUACUGAUAUGGCUGCUGAUGGACCUAUUCCCUGGGCCAAGAGAAAUGACCUGGUGUUCAUUGCAGAGCAGGUGUCACACCACCCUCCCAUUUCAGCCUUCUAUGCAGAGAACUACAGCAAGCGUAUUUCCUUGGAUGGAUACAUCUGGACCAAGUCUAAGUUCCUGGGUCUGUCCAUUGGGGUGCACAUGAUAGGGGAGUGUGUCUUGUCUGUGCUAGACUAUGAUGAGGAGUAUACCUUGUCCUUCCCCAGUGGAUACGGAAG
Molecule: messenger RNA, 1559 nt
Organism: Candidula unifasciata
Lineage: Eukaryota; Metazoa; Mollusca; Gastropoda; Stylommatophora; Geomitridae
Source: the annotation of a GenBank genome assembly